This is a messenger RNA of Physella acuta, 1065 nucleotides long. Its product is annotated as techylectin-like protein. NCBI's taxonomy places the organism in Eukaryota, Metazoa, Mollusca, Gastropoda, Physidae. The record is from RefSeq and is a predicted model, not a curated record.
AUGGACGGCCUGGUCAAGAUGGACUGCCUCGUGCUGCCUGUGUGCGAUCUAGUUAAAGACUUAGGCAACAGGGGAGUUGUGACGUGUGAUCUCGUCAUUGGCCGCUAUACGUCACGUGACUCUACUCAAACUGUGCUACUGCCUCUAGACAACAAAACCUUCACAACUCCCAGUAGUUUUGUGUGUGCCGCCAAAUGUGCCGAACACCCAGACGAAUGCUACAACUAUAUGUACGACAAUACGAGCAAAAUCUGUACACAAGGCUCCUGGCUUCUGCCAACGGCUGCCCUCAAUAUAACACAAGCUGCCAGCACCACCAGACUCUACAGCAAGGGAAUGUACUGCAAUGUACAAGAGUUGGUGACGUCAGUAGGGAAUGGCAGGAUGGGAAUGGUGAAUGCUGUCCAGAAAGAAAUUCUUGUAGCUGAAAGUCCAAACGUCUUCAAGUCUUGUCGAGAUGUGAAGAACUCGACACUACCAAGACAACUGAUCCAACUGUCGUCUGGUCUUGUCGUCAUGUGCGACACUGUGACAGAUGGAGGCGGCUGGACAAUUUUCCAGCGUCGCGUCUAUGGAUCAAUCGACUUCUACAGAAACUGGACGGAGUACAAGUACGGGUUUGGGGACUACAAGAUUGGAGACUUUUACCUGGGCAAUGAGAACACCUACUGUCUUAACGUUAUGUAUCCUCACGAGCUACGCAUUGACAUGACUUACAAAGGGACCAGCUAUUAUGCGUAUUACUCAAACUUUACACUCUCAUCUGAAAUACAAAUGUACAAGCUAUCUGUCAACGGCUACAUGGGGUCAACCAAAGAUUCCUUCACCGCGAACAACAACAACAACCAAAAAUUCUCCACGUACGAUGUGGACAACGACAACGGUGGUAACUUUAGCUGCGCCAUCUUGCACCGCGGGGCGUGGUGGUACAACAGAUGCCACACCGUCCAUCUGAACGGUGUGUGGAAAAGUCAGGUCAACAGCAAGGGUUUAAUGUGGCAAAGUAUCACUGGAAACUUUGACAGUGUCGGUAGUUGUGAAAUGAAAAUUAGACCACGUCAGUAG